GGAGGAAGGAGGCGGGGACACAUGGCGUCCGUCAUCGCGGCUGAAAGAGGAGGAGAGGAGAGCAGUGAGCACGCAUCUCAUCUCCAGUCCAAACAUCACAAUGUGUCGCUGACGACCAGCAGGCUGCACGCACACGAGCGGACGACAGGAGCAGAAAGCGGAAUAUAAAAAGGGGCGACAUGUUCGGCAUGAUCAAGAACUCUCUGUUCGGGAACACCGAGGAGACGCAGUACAAGUUGCUGAGCACCGAGACCAAGGAUGGAGUAAGCUUUGAGGUACGGCGAUACGAUGCUGCCAAAUAUGCCGUGGUCUCCUCGGAGGGACGCACCUUCGACCAGGUGACAGGAGAGUUGGUGAGGAAGCUGCUCAUGUACAUUGGUGGCAGCAAUGAACAAGGCGAAUCGAUGGGAACGGCGGCACCAACCAUCAUCACGGUAUACCCCCGGAACGACGGUGUGCUAUCACGCCGUCUGGUGGUCGCCAUCCGUAUCCCCGCCAUCUACCAGCAAGGCCCCCCGACGCCUACCGACAGUGCCAUCAAGAUUGAGGACCGGCCUGGCAUGACUGUCUAUACACUGCAGUUUGGAGGCUUCGCGGCCGAGAGCGAGUACCGAGCGGAGGCUUUGCGCCUGACACGCACCCUCGGGGAGACGGCGCCCUUCCAGCGAAAACAAUACUUCUGCUGCAGCUACGACUCGCCCAUCAAACCUUAUGGACGACGCAACGAGGUGUGGUUUAUACAGGAGGAGCCUUAGUGGUGUGGACUUCAUUCUCUUUUCACUGACACUCCCAACACUCUGCAGAGAGAACUCUACUGUACUUAAUCCUUUUCUUUGGGGAAAAAACAUAAUUACUAUAUUGUUGAAGCACAAGACGUGUGAAGUGUGUAGUAAGUUUGUGAGUUGAAGUAAAAAAUAUAUAUAUUAUA
Nerophis lumbriciformis (worm pipefish) is the source of this 928-nucleotide messenger RNA. Its product is annotated as heme-binding protein 1-like. Gene Ontology annotation, molecular function: heme binding. NCBI's taxonomy places the organism in Eukaryota, Metazoa, Chordata, Actinopteri, Syngnathiformes, Syngnathidae. The record is from RefSeq and is a predicted model, not a curated record.